CCAAAAACUCCCCAUCGGCGCUGGUCUUAUCCCUGGGGUUACGUCUCCGGGGUACGCAACCCCGCCGUGUAGUGGCUAAGUUUUACCAACGUCCUCCGCAGCGCCUGUCAUGAUGCUUCACUCACCUUAGGCGAAGGUAACUACCUAAGGGAGGUACCUAGCUAAGGUACCUAAGGUAAGGUCCAGUAGCUGCAACCCCUCAUCUUGCUUCUUUUCUUUUUUCUUUCCCCGCCUCAGUCAAGUCGUCGUCGGCGUUGUUGGUCGUUGCUGGAACAGAACUCUCUUCAGACCUUUUACACAUAGUUCAAACCACACUACCAUCUCGCUGCUCCAUCAUCCCAGCAUCGCAACGUUCGAGGACUUCAGCGUCUUCUGCACGAGUCAAAUCACGUCUCAACCAAUAGAAUACCAUAUCCAGGAGAGCCGUGGAACACCCCGUUGAAAGCGCAUGUCAAGUUCGCCUCCCCUGCCACCUUGGGAUCCGUCAGAUCACUGGAGCCCCUCAAUUGCGAUCCAUAGCUCUACGUAAGGCGGUGCAGCUUCCCCGGCCCAGCCUGGGCAACCGUCGCAAUCAGCCGACCGUUGACUUCUUCAUCUCUCGGCGCCUCGUCAAUAAUCCCCUCAGCCACCACAAAACAAGCGGCCUUGCAAAGUGAAAAGGCGUUGCUCCUCGAAGAAGACUUAGGCUUAGCCGACAUCACGAGCUUCUAGACAGCAAGUCACUAAAUUGCAGCAACAGCAUAGCGAGUCGCCAACCACCAUCGAAACCCCGCCCUUGAUCGUUCUGCCCAUCUCGCUACACCAUCCCGAGUAGACCGUCCCAUACUAGGUUGCACCAACAUCUCCCGAUCGAACCAAGUCAUGGACGCAACACCGACGUCCGGGGCACACAAUGACGAAGCCAUCAUAACCUCACCUCCUGCUGUCCCUCAGCGAACUCCCUCCCAGACGAGCCUGCACAAGACGACCCACGUCCACACCCAUCGUCAGAGCUUCGCCGAGAAUCUGAGAAAUGCGCCUGGCUCGCCUCGCGCUCAGCGACAUCCCUCCUUCACCCAAGCUGCUGUACAGGAUCUUCUCAACCAUCCACCUGCCGCCAACAAGCACUCGAAUCCGCGCUUUGCAGGCCGCGACUGGCGCGACAUCUCGGUCAACGAGCUCGUUGCCCAAGAUGACUUCAGAUGGGUUACUCUGGACACCAGUGUUGAAGAGGCCUCAAUGACUCUUGUCAAACACAGCCCGUCCAACGUCGUUCUGAUCCGAGAAGAUGCAUCGUCUAAAACCGCUGUUUCAACAUUUGACUACAAUGACCUAAACACCUAUCUUCUUGUAGUUGUAGGACUCGCCAGGCCAGACGAGGAGCAGGUACCCCUGUACGACGAAAUCGUGAACAAGGCCCAGACAGGAGCCCGUAUAGCCCUACGAGAUAUCCAGCCGCUUUGCCGCAAGGAGUCACUCAUCACCCUGCCCUUUGAUGAGACACUGGAACGGGCCAUCGAAGUCUUUGGCAGCGGCAUUCACCGCGUUCUGGUCACAAACCCCUCGGGCGACGUAAUUGGCAUCCUCACUCAGCUCAAGGUCAUUGAGUUCUUCUGGAACGAAGGCAUCAAUUUUCCCGCCAUCGAUAGGUUAUACCCCGUCCUGUUGCGCGAUCUCGGUAUCGGCACGCAGCAAAUCGUUUCCGUCAACUCCGACAGCAUUCUAGGAGACGCCCUGGCGCUUAUGAACGCCGAGGGUCUGACGAGUGUGGCUGUUAUUGACAACGGCCACAAUGUUGUUGGAAACAUCUCAACCGUGGACGUCAAGCAUUUGACGAAUGCCGCCGACGCGCCCUUGCUCAAGCAAUCCUGCAUGCACUUCAUCUCUGUCAUCCUAGGCGAGCGCGGCGUCGAGCACGGCCGCGACUCUUUCCCGGUCUUCUACGUGAACCCGUACUCGACGCUGGCGCACACUGUAGCAAAGCUGGUGGCCACCCAGUCUCAUCGCAUGUGGGUUGUUGAAUCCGCAUCUCCGUCUCCGUCCGCACCGGCUACUCCCUUGUUGGCGCCCACAACGUCGUCAGUGCUGGUGCCGGGCAUUGGUUCCGCGCCUCAGUCGCCUCUCCCGACUCAGGUUUCACACGUCGUACCUGCUGCGGCCAUGCCAGGCGCCCAUCUCUCCGGCCGUCUGACCGGUGUCAUCUCGCUGACCGACAUCUUGAACAUGUUUGCAAAGUCGUCGGGACUGCGGCCGUCGGACCCGGGCGAGCAGCGAGCGCGCCGUCGCAGGAGCUCCAGCAGCUCUAUGCGGCCAAGUCUCGACUCGUCGAGACCGAGCCUUGACUCACGUCGAUGAGAAGACUUGGUCUUUGGCAAAUAUGGAGCAACAACGAAAUCCUAGAAAGCUUUUACAUCAGCUUUUAAUGACUGGCGUUUACGGGUUCGUCACAUGGGGCUUCUGCUUUGGCUAGAGCAUGCUUGUGCUCACUUUUUAUGCUUUUUUCUGUUUCCAUUAGACGGCCGAAGCUUCAGACGAGAUAUUCUAGAUCACUGUCGAUAACAGGCG
Colletotrichum scovillei is the source of this 2544-nucleotide messenger RNA. RefSeq lists its product as uncharacterized. Gene Ontology annotation, biological process: regulation of mitotic metaphase/anaphase transition; cellular response to glucose starvation. Gene Ontology annotation, molecular function: protein serine/threonine phosphatase inhibitor activity. Bases 862 to 2334 code for a protein of 490 amino acids. NCBI's taxonomy places the organism in Eukaryota, Fungi, Ascomycota, Sordariomycetes, Glomerellales, Glomerellaceae. The transcript is spliced from 3 exons. The record is from RefSeq and is a predicted model, not a curated record.